AUGGCUAAUUAUUCUCAUAUAGUUGGAGUCCAUUAUAAAGUGGGUAAAAAGAUUGGUGAAGGAAGUUUUGGGAUUAUCUUUGAAGGGAUUAAUUUAUUGACUAAUCAACAAGUAGCUAUUAAGUUUGAACCAAGAAAAAGUGAAGCUCCACAAUUAAGAGAUGAAUAUAGAAGCUAUAGAAUUUUAAAUAAUAUUGAAGGAAUACCAAAAGCUUACUUUUUCGGACAAGAAGGAGUUCAUAAUAUAUUAAUCAUUGAUUUAUUAGGACCUUCAUUAGAAGAUUUAUUUGACUGGUGUGGGAGAAAAUUUUCUAUCAAAACAGUGAUCCAAAUUGCUAAACAAAUGAUUCAAAGAGUUGAAAGUAUUCAUGAAAAUAAUCUCGUUUAUAGAGAUAUUAAACCGGAUAACUUUUUGAUUGGUAAACCAGGAACAGAUCAAGCUAAUGAUGUAUUUGUUGUUGAUUUUGGUAUGGCCAAACAAUAUAGAGAUCCAAAAACCAAAAAUCAUAUACCUUAUAGAGAAAGGAAAGCAUUAAGUGGUACGGCAAGAUAUAUGUCUAUCAAUACCCAUAAAGGUCGAGAACAACUGAGAAGAGAUGACUUGGAGAGUUUAGGUCAUGUAUUUAUGUAUUUCUUAAGAGGUUCAUUACCAUGGCAAGGAUUAAAGGCUCCAACUAAUAAACAGAAAUAUGAAAAAAUUGGUAAUAAGAAAGAGAUGACAUCAAUCAAUGAAUUAUGUUUUGGAUUCCCAAUCCAAUUUUCCCAAUAUUUAAAUUAUGUAAGGAAUUUGAAAUUUGACGAAGAUCCAGAUUAUAAUUAUUUGAUAAAUUUGAUGAACAAAGCUAUGAUAUCAAUUAAUUGUAAAGAUGAUGGUCAUUAUGAUUGGAUGGAUUUGAAUGGUGGUAGAGGUUGGGAUGCUUCAUUGAAUAAGAAAUCUAAUUUACACGGUUAUGGACAACCUCAUCCCAAAUUUAAUGAUAAUUCAAGAUUGAAACCAAAUAAGAAUAAUUAUAAUGCUAUACCAUUCAGUCCUGUUAAUGAUGAACCUGAAAGUUUAGACGAUAGAAAUUGUUUAUCGAGAUUCUUCUGUUGUCUUUAG
Messenger RNA from Yamadazyma jaroonii, 1098 nucleotides. The record is from the annotation of a GenBank genome assembly. Lineage: Eukaryota; Fungi; Ascomycota; Pichiomycetes; Serinales; Debaryomycetaceae.